Messenger RNA from Morone saxatilis (striped sea-bass), 8993 nucleotides. It is a transcript of the gene igsf9ba, whose product is annotated as immunoglobulin superfamily, member 9Ba. Gene Ontology annotation, molecular function: protein binding. The coding region runs from base 195 to 4499 and encodes 1434 amino acids. Gene Ontology annotation, biological process: cell-cell adhesion. NCBI's taxonomy places the organism in Eukaryota, Metazoa, Chordata, Actinopteri, Moronidae. The record is from RefSeq and is a predicted model, not a curated record. The transcript is spliced from 20 exons.
CUCUGUCUCUUCGGGAGAGAGGAUGCGGAUGGAAGGACGGGGGAGGGAUGAAGGGAUGAAGGGAAACGCCACGAGGAAAGAAAAUAGGAUAUGAAAAGGGGCUUUUGCUAAGAGACCGUGAGGUGCAAGGUCGAAUAUGAGAGAUUGGUUGAACGGGGCACUUUGCGUGGUAAUAGCUGGUCGGCAAUAGUACUAUGAUUUGGUAUGUGGCCACUCUGAUAGCAAGUGUAUUCAGCACCAGAGGAACGGCCGCUCAAGGUGCCCACGGAGUGAGAGAGGAGCCCCGGUUUGUGACGGCGCGCGCUGGAGAGAGCGUGAUCCUGGGGUGUGACGUGUCCCCUCCCCUGGACGGCCAGCAGCCUCCCUAUGUGGUGGAGUGGUUCAAGUUUGGAGUGCCUAUUCCCUUCUUCAUCAACUUCCGCUUCUACCCUCCUCAUGUGGAUCCAGAGUACACUGGUAGAGCCUCUCUGCAUGGGAAGGCCUCCCUACAGAUUGACCCUGUGCGCUCCGAGGACCAGGGCUGGUAUGAGUGCAGGGUCCUGAUGCUGGAGCAACAGUACGACACCUUCCACAACGGCAGCUGGGUGCACCUCACAGUCAAUGCCCCACCUUCAUUUACAGCAACGCCGCCACAAUAUGUGGAGGCGAAGGAAGGGGGAAGCACUCUGCUUAGCUGCUCUGCCCAGGGAAAUCCAAAACCAAUGAUCAGCUGGCUGAGGGAGGGGGAGGAGCUUGCAACCAACGCAAAAUACUCGGUACACGAUGGCAGUCUAACCAUCCUUGGCAUCACUAGAGAUGACAGAGGGGCGUACACAUGCCGAGCCUACAGUGACCAGGGAGAGGUGCUCCACACUACCCGUCUACUGGUUCAAGGCCCUCCAUACAUCGUCUCUCCACCAGAAAACGUCACUGUAAACAUAUCCCAGAAUGCACUCUUCACCUGCCAAGCGGAGGCGUAUCCUGGCAACCUGACCUACACCUGGUUCUGGGAAGAGGAUAACGUCUACUUCAAGAAUGAUCUGAAGCUCCGAGUGCGCAUUCUCAUCGACGGCACCCUUAUCAUCUUCCGGGUCAAGCCGGAGGAUGCCGGGAAAUACACCUGCAGUCCGAGCAACAGCCUUGGUAUCUCGCCCUCAGCAUCGGCCUACCUGACUGUUCAGUACCCUGCCCGAGUGAUCAACAUGCCCCCGGUCAUCUACGUCCCACGGAAACUGCCAGGCAUCAUCCGAUGCCCUGUGGACGCCAACCCACCUGUGACAUCAGUGAAGUGGGAGAAAGACGGCUAUCCUCUCAGAGUGGAGAAGUACCCCGGUUGGAGCCUGAUGCCAGAUGGAAGUAUCCGGGUGGCGGAGGCCACAGAAGACUCCCUGGGCACCUACACCUGUGUGCCUUACAACGCCCUGGGUACCAUGGGCAUGUCCCCCCCUGCCACUUUGGUGCUAAAGGAUCCCCCUUACUUUAAUGUGAGGCCUGGGGGGGAGUACCGUCAGGAGGCUGGGAGAGAGCUAGUUAUCCCCUGUGCUGCUUCUGGAGACCCUGAUAUACCAUCCAUCACCUGGAGAAAGGUGGGGAAGCCAAGCAAGAGUAAGCACAACAUCCUACCCAGUGGCAGCUUACAGUUUCUGUCCCUCAGCAAGGAGGACCAUGGAGAAUGGGAGUGUGUAGCCACCAAUGUGGUCACAAGCAUCACUGCCAGCACGCGUAUCCUAGUCAUCGGCACCAGCCCACAUGCUCCUGGCAAUAUCCACGUAUUGCCCUCAACAACCUCUGCUAAUGUGUCCUGGGAACCAGGUUAUGAUGGCGGCUUCGAACAGACGUUCUCUGUGUGGUACGGUCCAGUGUCAAAGAGAACAGACUUUGGUCCUCACGACUGGCAUUCGAUGCCAGUUUCUGGUGCUCAAACCUGGUUGGUGGUGCCAGGGCUGGAGCCUGGGACAGAGUACCAGUUCAGUGUGUUGGCACAAAACAAACUGGGCACCGGCCCAUUCAGCGAAGUUGUGACAGUCAACACUGCAGGCUCUCCUCUGGGUACCCCAGAACCACUGGUGCUUCUUACUCCACCACGGUGCCUCACAGCCAAUCGCACGCAGCACGGUGUCCUCCUCACAUGGCUCCCACCAGCCAACCACUCCUCACCAAUCGACCGAUAUAUCAUGGAGUUCCGCCUUGGAGAGAGGUGGGAGGUUCUGGAUGACCUGAUCCCGUCCACUGAGACUGAGCUCAUAGCUAGAGACCUCGUUCAGGAGUCCUGGUAUGAGUUUCGCGUGAUGGCUGUCAUGGAUGACCUGAUUAGUGAGAGCAGCAACGUAGUGGGAGUGUCUAGCACAGAUCCCUUCCCCCCUCCGGAGUUGCCUGAUGAGGGGCUGGCGCGGCCUGUGGUGGCGGGUGUUGUGGCAACUAUCUGUUUUCUGGCAGCGGCAGUACUGUUCAGCACUCUAGCAGCUUGCUUCGUCAAUAAGCAACAUCGUCGCAAACUCAAACGUAAACCAGAUCCCCCCUUGUCGGUGACACACUUCAGGAAAAGCAUUGAGUCACCGUUAUCGUCGGGGAAGAUAAGUCCAGAGAGCUCUCCUCCAUCUCGACCCCGCUCUCUUUCGUCAGAGGGUUCCCACGGUCCAGGCCUGUAUGUCAGGAAGCUGCCCAGCCCUCAGAGAGAAAGAGACAAAGAGCUCUCCUUCUACAAGAAAACCAAGCGUGCCAUAGCCAGCAAGAAAUACAGUGUGUCCAAGUAUGAGGCAGAGGUCACCACGCCUAUUGAGCUGAUAAGCCGUGGCCCUGAUGGCCGCUUCGUCAUGGAGACCAGCCCACCGCCCCGCCGCAUCCAGGGCUUUCCCUUCGCAGAGGAGUCUGACAUGUACCCUGAGUUCCGGCAGUCCGAUGAGGAGAAUGAUUUUGACCCUGGGCCUCUGCCGCCCAUCAUGCCCACGCUGCGGCCCCAGCUCUCCCCAACGUCCUCCAGCCUGGAGUCAACGCAACCCCCCACCUACAGCCCCCGCCUACACAGGCCCAUGGAAGGUAUGAGCUUUGCAGAGGGCAGUGCACUUCACGCCUCAGGGCAGGCCCCAGCCUCCCGCUACAGGGGCUUUCCCCAGGGCCCAUUCUAUGGGUAUCUAGGCAGCCGCGGUGAAUCAGGGAUUCCACCACCAUUCUACAUGCCUGACAUCAGCCCGCGUAGCUCCGCUCUGUCCUCCCCCCCAGGCACUGCUGAGGGGCCCUUUGGUUACCCCUCCAUCCCCGAGGAGAGUGGAGAGAUGGAGCACCAUCAGUACACUGCCUCUGGUCAUUCUCUGUCUCACACACACAGCCCUCCUCCUCGUUCACCUGAAAGCUGGCAGCCUCAUGAGUUACCCUUCCUGGGUCUAGAGGGUCCACGGUUCAUAUACCCACCUCACCAUCCCUUACAUCAUCCCCAGGACCUCCCUGACCCACCCCCAUACCCUCCUCACUCUCUCCCCCCCAGUCGCCUGCACCUCUCUUCCCUAAAGGAUCCAACAAGCCCUGGACUCCUGCAGCUGGAGGUCCCUGUGGCUCCCCCAGGCAGGGACAGGCCCCUGGGGCCUCCGGUUAGGCGUUUAGCUAUGCAACAGGCCCAGAGUCUCGGCCAGCUCAGACACACGGCCCACGGUGUGGGUGUACCAGUGUUGCCUUACCCUGACCCGGCAGCCCGUGCAGGGAGCCCAAGCACAGCCCCCAGUAGUAGCCCUCAGUCCUGGCUCAGCCCGAGGGCGGGGCGCCGGGCAGACCCCAGCCUACCCCCGCUAGUACUCCAGCCCUCCCGCCUCUCUCCGCUCUCCCAAAGCCCUCUUAGCACCCAGCCAGGUUCCCCAGAUAUUCUAGUGCGCCCCCCUCCGCGCCCCAGCAUCCUCCGCACCUCUCGGUCUUUGGAGAUGCCUGAGCUCACCCUGCAGCCCUCGGCCACUGUCAGUUUCUCUCGGAGGUCCUCCCUGACCGCCUCUCCCACUCAGGGCGCCAGGCUACCCAGCCCCAGUUACCACGCCCACAUGUCCUAUGCCUCCACUGCAGCCAGUUACCCCUCCCAGUCUCCCUCUCCCCCUCUGGAGGGCAGGGAUGUUUUCGGGCAGAGGCCAUCCCAGAGAAGGACAGAGGAGGAGAUGCUACCCUCAGAGCCCUCUCAGCUCCAGAUAUCAGCCUCAGGGGAACCUCUAGGUGCGUCUAGUGAUCCUGCCGGGUCUGAGAGCUUACCAGCACUGCUACACCACUGUAUUACUAAAGCCAAGGGAGUGGCUGCUGCCAACAACAAUAACAACACAACCUCCGGAAGGAGAACAGGUGCAUGUCCCUCUCAGACCCAGCAGCAAUCUCAGACACCCCAAGAGGGAGAGGAUCUCAGCCUCCACAGAAAGAGGAAAAGGCAAAACAAGAAGAACCCCUAUCUCUAUUUGACCUCCUUCCUGCACCGCAGGCAGUCUGAGGAGGACCAGACAGGCAUUCUGGCUAGUGCAGACUCAGAGGGCCCGAAUUAUGGGACUCUACGCUGACCUGUGUGCCCACCAAGCCAUUGGACUCGACUAAACUGACCUCCCCUGACCUCCCUGCCCCGCCCCAGUCUCUGUAUCAAGCUAAUACAUUUCUUAUCAUCUCUAAAAGUUCAUCAGUGUUUGGGGAGCGGGGAAAACAUCCAGCUGAAUACUCCGGGGUUGGAGAUCUUAUUUCAAGUCAAGAACAAUGGCGUUUCUGAGUUGUCACCACUACUUGUCUCUGAGGAAUUUCACUUGAAAAUGCUCUGAAAAUAUAUAAUGUAUAUACAUAGUAAAACAAGGGAAUUUAGCUUCCUCCUACAGUAAUAACAAUGUGUUGGUUGAGUAUGUCACAACACGUUACAGAUUUUUCACUCACUGGUCAUUGAGGGGUCCAUAAUCUUUAGGUUUUUCAGUGAUACAGUGUACUGUGAAGCCUGGUGCGUCCUCGGACAAGGACAUGAGUCUACCUUUCCUACAAUACAAAUAGUUUCAGUAUUCAAACACAGGGUUCUUACCACAAAAUAUACCUCAGAGUAAACGCAGAGUUGCUGUAAUUCUUGUGGUAUACUGUACGUACGUGACCUUUUUACAUAUGAAAUGUAUGGAUAAAAAGGUUUAUAUCACACACCACACUCAUUCAAAUGGAUAAUAUGGCCUGACCUGAUCUAAUUUAGAAGCUUUUUAUUAUCAGUAGUAGCUGGCAUAUUGUGUUUAUUUUGAUUUGUGAUCUAAUGCCAACCAUUAGAAGACUGUCUUAAUUUUAGUGCUUGAUGGCUCAGUGUGUUUACACUCAUCAUUAUAGCACCGUAUUAAGAUAAAAAAAAGAUAAAGCCUUCAUGAGAACUCUCUAAAUAAUUUGGGACUUACACGCUCAACAGAGGUUGGACUUGUAGGGUUUAGAAGAACAGGGUGAUGAAUUGUGAAGUGUACUGUAGUAUGUAUUUCAUUAUUAAGAAAUCAUUUGUGAAAUGUGGCACGUCUCGAGGUGCCUUUUUUGCCUUUUUCUCUCUUGUUUUUUCUAACAUAAACUGCCUUUUCCUUCGCCUUCUCAUAUUUGUCUCUUCUAGGGGAGUGAGGGACUCCAAUAUUAUCUGUGUUUUUACUUUCUCUGCCAAGGACACAUGAGAGAAAAUGCUACAGAAAAUGCAUAACUCUUGUUUUGCUUUGUUUUUUGUUUUUUUGGUUUUUUUUUACAUGUACAUUUUAAAUGGGUAACUGCUUCAACUGUGUAUUAACCAAGUAGUGGGACAGAACCAGAAUACCCAUACAAAUAAUUAAAAAAACAGAAGUUUAGAUUCAAAAAAAGGCAAAUAAUCAAUAAAUAUAACUUUAGUGGAAAAGUACAGAAGCACUGUACAUGAGUUUUAAUACAGAGAAAACAAACCAGUAGAGUUCGGAUGUUAAUGUUUAACAACAGCUGUUAGAGGAGAAUGUGAUUGUUUCAUGAAGCUGUUAACAAGCAAUGGGAAAUAGUCCAACAAUGGCCACCCCGACUGUUUAUCUUUAACAACUGUAUAUUACUUGCUAGCUACUUCUCUGUAUGUUUGCUAAUUUUUCGACACUAACCGAUAAUGAAUGUAUGUUUUGCUGUACAGGAAAUGAAUGUCCCGAUGUCACAGUACAUUGAAUGACCCAUUACGUUGUUUAUAGUGCAGCUGCGAUUGGUAAAAUGAGCAGUUGCCACUUUAAGUCCAAAUUGUUUUACUUCUUUGUGUUAUUCCAGUAUUUUGGUAUAACUAAUGGGCCCCUUACAGGUUUUGAGCCAAGCUCCUUUUGUUCUAACGGCUACAAACACAACCGGUUUCCUUUCAUUGCCAACGCUGGUCCAAUCCGUCAAAGACAAAUCAGAUAUGUUUCCAACUGCUACCAACAAAUCAAGAGGUUUUCCGACAAAUAUCCACAUGAAUGAAUCAACUCAGUGUCUGCUUACUGAAAUCUCCAACUCUUUUGACAAGUGAGAAAGUGAUGAUUGCCUGAAAGUGAGUGUCAAAGUGCAUAUUCUACUUUAACAAAUUGGUUUCAUGUAAGAUACGAGGAAAAAACUCUAUAUUUGUUAUGUACUGUACAUGGUAUGUAUUGUAUUUGUAAAGAUAAAUCAAACCAUGUUUUACAGGAAGACGUUCUUGUAUGAGGAUGUAUGAAAAGACGGGAAGGAUCCCAAGGAAAAAGAAAUUAGAUUAUAUAUAAAAGUAUUUGCUUACAGUACGGCUUUAAGUGGAUAAUGUUUCUAAAACAUUUUAAGGUGCCUCAUUUGUCAUACUUUAGCAGACCUUAUUUUAUCUGAGAAGAAAAGAAACCUUAAUGUUAGUACCGUACAAUGUAUUAUUGCCAUAGCCCGCUGGCUGCACAAGUUAAGUAGUAUUUUCUCUGAUGUAUAGUAUGUGAAUGCCCAUUGGAAAAAGCUUUAGAAGCAGAAGUGUGUUGCCCUCUAUAAUAUUUCUGGAACAAAGUAAUACUGUAUUUUGCCCGUUCAUGAGCACACAUGUAGAUUCACUUCAGAUCUUUCGCCUUCAGGUGUCCAAAGCAAAUAAACUGAAGGAAACUUUUUUCUAAGAGUCACAGACAUGCUAUAGUCAUGUACAAUACGUGCUGUGGAGGAAAUUGUGUUUACAUUAGUUUGAUAAAGAAAAGUGUGUUAGGGCAUAGUUGCUUUGAACAUUACAACUUGGUGCUAUGUUUAACUUUGUGGUGCUGUAGAAUAGAGGUCUAAAGAUUUUUUUGUUUGUUUGUUUUCUGUUUCCACAAGCAACUCUUUCGACCCUGUGUGUUUGAGCAACUAAACUAGCUCUGGUAGACACUAUAGGUCCUUAUCAUAACAGUAUCAUGGUGUGAUGACAGUGAUAGACAAUACUGGAAAAUAGUAGUAUAACCUCAAAUAAUAGAGACUUGUGACAUUCAAAUGAACUCAAAGAUGACCUGUUUUCUAUAGUGUGUUUGCAAUGUCUGUCUGUGCUUCCAAGGUACCCUCUCUAAAGUAUAUUUGUGAUGAUAUUGAGAAUAUUAACCCAGCCUAAAAGGAGAAACAUAACCUGAUUUUAGAUUAGUAAACGCCACAGGACACAUGGGAGGGAAAUCCGAGAGCAUUGUCAGGUCAUGAGGGGAUCUUUUCUACACACUUCCUGUAGGUCUACCAUCUUUGGUUAACAGCACUGUUUUUCAAGCACACUACUGCAGGGGGGCGUAACCGUCUCACGUCAUCUCACCGCCGUUUUGACGGUAGAAUUCCUACUAGUACUGUACAGUAUAGCCAUGAGUAGUCAUCACACCACAUUUGUAUUUAUUGCUGAUUCUCCUGGUAGAAAGGUCUUGGGAAAGCUCACACAUCCUCUCCAUGGGUUUUACGAAUGGAUGUCGUCUUCCGGGCUCUUUUUUGCAUAUUCAACAGAAACAUGUACAGUGUUUAAGAGGGCUGCUUUGGACGUACUGUUAGCUCAUUUUGUUUUGUUUUGUUUUUGUUUUUUCCAGUUUUUCUGCUUACAGCUUUUAGUGCAUCACUAGGUGCUGAUAGGAUGAUACGUAGAAACCCGAUUUGAUUUUUUAUUGUAUUAAUCUUGCAUGUAGAGACAAUACAAAAAAACGCCUAUUUAGCAAUCAUUCAUGGACAUCCAAGCUGGUUGUUAUUGGACGGAAAAUAGAAAUAUGUAGUAUUUUCUAUAUUCUCUGUUUUUUCAUGUGUACCAGCACUGAGAAACUAGAAUGUAUUAUUAUCGUAGGCUACAAUAAGCACUACAUUGUUGACUGUUUUAGCUAAUGCUCAUACUCAAGCAAACCAAGUAGUGCUUAAAAAGGAAGAAAAUUUACAUUUCAUUUCAUUUUCAUCCACUGAACUCUGUGCUGUACAUCACAUGUUUACAUUGUGUAUUAUAUGUUAAUUCUGUUUGUUUUUUUGUACAUAAUUUGUCUCCAUACUGUUCUUUAAGUUGUAUUCAACAAUGUUCAUAUGUAAAUAUUUCAAAGCAAAAACAUUUUUUACUUUUCUCUGUUUUAAACUGAUAACCUGAUGUUUCUCUUUUUAUUUUUUUGGUCAGUUUUUAGACUUGUCAUUCUGUUCUGUCACUACAUCAGGUAUUACGCUUCACUUAACUUUUUGUGAGCAAUUAACUCAUACUGUAUGGUGCUGUACCAAAGCCUUAUGUAUAAUAUUUGUAUUACUUUUCUCUCGUUUGCCACUGCUGUCCAGUGAAUUCUGUAUACGUCUGAGAUCAUGUCUUACUCACUCUUCAUGUUCAACUGCCAUGGAUCUCGUUUCUUUAUUGAGUAAACAGAAACCUGAAUGAACUAUGAUGUAAAAACACUCUGGCCUCUUACCAACAUGGCCUGGAUAUAUAGUGACAGUCGCCAUCAAAAGCCUUUAUAGGGAAAAUGCACAGGCUCACUCCUGGUGGCUCAUCAUGACGUAGACAUGGGCCUAGCACAUGAUCUAUGCUCUAUCUAUGGCAUGUCUGUGAGAAUAUGAAAGCAGUGUUGUAUUCAUGUCACCAUAUCAUUUCAAAUGCUUAGUCCCAUAUGAAA